Messenger RNA from Lachancea mirantina, 579 nucleotides. The record is from the annotation of a GenBank genome assembly. NCBI's taxonomy places the organism in Eukaryota, Fungi, Ascomycota, Saccharomycetes, Saccharomycetales, Saccharomycetaceae.
AUGAACAACGAGUACAUACAACGAAAAGUAGCGUCCAAAGAUGCCCAAUGUUGUAUCAUAUGCUCGUUGCCAACAACAUGCGUUCUUUUCCAGAAUCAAGGAAUGGAUUGGUUCUACUGUUGUGAACUACAUUUGAAGGAUAAUCCGCAAUUUGCCAAACCUAUUCAUACCCAGGAGUAUCUAGAUGCCCUUGAAGAAGUGAAACGAUUGAAGAGUGCUAUCGAUUCCAAGCAGGCAAACUCCUCGGGUAAUUGGGAUGGAUGGGUCAAGGGUAUAUUCAUAAAGAAGCCGAAUAACGGUGACAAAGAUAAAGACGACGGGCAAGAUGAAGAAGCAUCUGAGGAAGCACUUGGAGAGUCGUUAGAAUCACAGUAUCAGAGAUCAUUGGAAUCGGUGGUACAACAUCAAAAAGCUCAACGCAAGUUCAGUAUGAGUGACGUAAUGUUUGGAAGCCGGCUACAGCUAAAGAAACAAAUAGCAGCAGCCAAAUUGAGAAAACAGAAAGAACAAGAAGCAUAUACUAGCACCGAUCCUGCUGAACUUGAGGCGCGGUUUGAUUUUCCAACGGUUCCGAGAUAG